AUGGAGACGAGAAUAGUCCGAGUUGCUCCCGGCAAGGGGCAGCUCCUUGGACGGUUUGACUCAUCAGACGGCGCUUCAAAGCUCGAAGAAUGGCACAUCUCACCGGAUGCCGGAGAAGCCAUCGCGGUUCUUAAAGAUACGGCCAAGUAUCUCCGAACCAGCGAUACACCUGUAGCUUUCCCUACGGAGACGGUUUAUGGCCUCGGUGCGGAUGCGACUCGAAGCGGCUCUGUGAAGGGCAUCUAUUCGGCCAAGGGCAGACCUUCAGACAACCCCCUCAUCAUCCACAUUUCAGACUUACACAUGCUGCGCGAGCUUUUGGGGAAGAAGAGAGACGACCAAGAUGCGAUACCAAGCAAGUAUAAAGUGCUGAUAGAGCGCUUCUGGCCCGGCCCUCUGACGAUAUUGCUGCCUAACCCGCAGCCUUCGAAGCUGGCCCCCGAGGUUACCGCAGGGCUCGAGACAUUUGGCGCGAGGAUGCCGUCCUCGCCUUUGGCUUUGAGCCUCAUCAAACUUGCCGGAGUGCCCUUGGCUGCUCCAUCUGCAAACGCCUCUACCAAGCCAUCACCCACAGCCGCACAGCACGUCAAGGAUGACCUGGAUGGACGGAUUGAGAUUAUCCUCGAUGGGGGCCCCUGCCAAGUUGGUGUUGAGAGCACCGUCGUGGAUGGUCUCUGCGAGCCCCCCGUGGUGCUUCGGCCAGGAGGCAUUAGCAUGGAAGAGCUUCGAAGCUGCCCCGGCUGGGAGAACGUCGUCAAGGCCUACAAGGAUCACAGCGAGGAGGGAAAAUCAGCGCCGAGAGCUCCAGGGAUGAAAUACAAGCAUUACAGCCCCAAGGCGAGAGUGGUGCUCUACGAGUCUACGUAUAAGGCUGGCGAUGAGGGCGUUUUGCCAUCAGACUUUGAGGUUGUCAGCGCCACAGAGAAUGGUAGUACGGAAAAGACAAACGGCCAUACGGCAAAGAGAAUAGGCGUCAUUCGGACACAGCGAUGGAAAUCGGGAGCUGGUCUCCAAUGUGGUCCUUUACAGCCUGCCCCCAUCAACCAGGAUGCCCAUGAUGAGGAAUAUCUCAACCCUGCGUAUUCAGUAUAUAAGGGGGAUCUCAAGAAUAACCAGGGCCAGGUCAUCGGCGAGCUAUUUGAUAUAGACCUUGGACAGGACGCUAAGAGAAUAGCUCAGGGGCUAUUCUCAGCUUUGCGGGAAUUGGAUCGUCGGAGUAUAGACACAAUCUUCGUCGAUGGGAUAGAAAAUGAGUUGGACAUUGCCGCUGCUGUUAUGAAUCGCCUUCGUAAGGCAGCAUCAGAGAUACGGUCAUGA
Molecule: messenger RNA, 1317 nt
Organism: Trichoderma asperellum CBS 433.97
Lineage: Eukaryota; Fungi; Ascomycota; Sordariomycetes; Hypocreales; Hypocreaceae
Biological process (GO): regulation of translational fidelity
Cellular component (GO): cytoplasm
Molecular function (GO): double-stranded RNA binding; tRNA binding; nucleotidyltransferase activity
Source: RefSeq, a predicted model, not a curated record